Molecule: messenger RNA, 567 nt
Organism: Quercus robur (English oak)
Lineage: Eukaryota; Viridiplantae; Streptophyta; Magnoliopsida; Fagales; Fagaceae
Product: probable RNA methyltransferase At5g51130
Exons: 4
Biological process (GO): snRNA modification
Molecular function (GO): O-methyltransferase activity; snRNA binding; RNA methyltransferase activity
Source: RefSeq, a predicted model, not a curated record
UAUACAGCAAAAAAGUUUCGCUGCCGAAGCAUUCUUGGAAUUGACAUUGAUUCUGAUCGAAUAGAGGAUGCAAACUGGCAUCUCAACAAAUUUGAACGUGCUGGGAAGACACAUGCAAAGGCUUCAAAAUUGGAGGUUUCAAGGAGUGCAAAUGGUUCAGAGCAGAGUGUUGCUGCAUCACCAAAUGAAGAGAUGAUGGAAAUUUCUAGGGACUGUUCUUCUACAGAAACAAAUCUGUUUCACAUGGUCUCAUUCCAACAAGAAAAUUUUGUUCAGAGUAGGUGUCCACCGGAGAAGAAAUAUGAUACUAUCCUUUGCUUGAGUGUAACAAAAUGGGUUCAUCUGAAUUGGGGUGAUGAUGGAUUGAUUACAUUAUUUUCAAAGAUUUGGAGACUGCUUCGUCCGGGUGGUGUUCUUGUGUUGGAACCUCAACCUUGGAAGUCAUAUGAAAACAAUCGUCUUGUGUCUGAGGUAAUCAUUGUUUUUGCAUCUCUAAAUGAUAGCUAUUUUAUAUAUGGACAACUAAUUAAAUGUUUAUUUAUUAAUAUGUAAUCAUAAGAGGUGUUG